AAGAACAACAGAGACCUAACGCUAUUUAAAAUCCCUCAUCUCCGAAUUGAAAAAGUGGAGUUUAGGGUUUUUCAGCAGCCGGCAUUUUCCUCUUCGCCUCACUCCUCACAGUAGCUUCGCUGCAGUCCAGAGUCCUCUUCUCUCAGCCGCCAUGGGGAAAACACGUGGAAUGGGAGCUGCUCGUAAGCUCAAGACCCACCGCAGGAAUCAGAGGUGGGCGGACAAGUCGUACAAGAAGUCCCACCUUGGAAAUGAAUGGAAAAAGCCAUUCUCUGGUUCAUCUCAUGCCAAAGGCAUUGUCCUAGAAAAGAUCGGUAUUGAGGCUAAGCAGCCUAACUCCGCUAUUAGAAAGUGCGCUCGUGUUCAGCUGAUAAAAAAUGGGAAGAAGAUUGCUGCUUUUGUACCCAACGAUGGUUGCUUGAACUACAUCGAGGAAAAUGAUGAGGUGUUGAUUGCUGGAUUCGGACGGAAGGGCCACGCUGUGGGAGAUAUUCCCGGAGUCAGGUUCAAGGUUGUGAAGGUAUCCGGUGUCUCUCUCCUGGCCCUCUUCAAGGAGAAAAAGGAAAAGCCAAGGUCGUAAGCUUGUCAAGGAAGCUCAUCUAUGCCUAAGUCUCUGUCAUUGUAGCGUAGUUUUUCGUUUAGAUCAUAGUUGUAACAACUUAUCAGUUUCUAAGCAGUUCCUGUUAUUCGAAUCAGGAAGCAUCCGCGCGAAACAGAAUUUUGGAAAUGGAGGUCUAUCAAAAUUUAAUUUCGGAUUUA
This is a messenger RNA of Pyrus x bretschneideri (Chinese white pear), 759 nucleotides long. RefSeq names its product 40S ribosomal protein S23. NCBI's taxonomy places the organism in Eukaryota, Viridiplantae, Streptophyta, Magnoliopsida, Rosales, Rosaceae. Gene Ontology annotation, cellular component: cytosolic small ribosomal subunit; ribosome. The coding region runs from base 152 to 580 and encodes 142 amino acids. Gene Ontology annotation, biological process: translation. The record is from RefSeq and is a predicted model, not a curated record. Gene Ontology annotation, molecular function: structural constituent of ribosome. The transcript is spliced from 4 exons.